This is a messenger RNA of Mauremys reevesii (Reeves's turtle), 543 nucleotides long. Its product is annotated as ribonuclease-like. The record is from RefSeq and is a predicted model, not a curated record. Gene Ontology annotation, molecular function: nucleic acid binding. NCBI's taxonomy places the organism in Eukaryota, Metazoa, Chordata, Testudines, Geoemydidae. The transcript has a single exon. The coding region runs from base 1 to 543 and encodes 180 amino acids.
AUGGCCACACGGCUAUGCCCCACACUUGCAGGGUCAGCCCAGGGGGGCUUCUCCCUCACUGCCAUGGCAGGGAGCACGUACCGAGCCAGACGGCCCUGCGUGAUGUUGCAGGUGGCGAUGGGCACUCUGAAGGGCACUGGCCCCCUCUUUCUGGCACUGCUGGUGGCCUGCCUGCUCCUUUGCGACUCAACCCAGGGCCCGCGCUAUCAGAAGUUCCUGCGGCAGCACCACGACAACCCGCGGACCAACGCCGGGCGGGAUUACUGCUGGGCCAUGAUGCAGCGCCGGGGCAUGGCCCGGCCCUGCAAAGACAUCAACACCUUCAUCCACGCCUCCCGGGCCCAGAUCCAGAGUGUGUGCAGGGAUGGGGGCACGCCCUACCAGGGCAUGCGCCGCAGCAAGAGGCCGCUGGCUGUCACCACCUGCGAGCUGAGGCGGACGCAGGGCACCCGGUGCAUCUACCGCAGCCAUGCGGCCUCCAGGUACAUUGUCAUUGGCUGCGUCCACGGCACAUGGCCGGUGCAGUACAACGAGAAAGCGUGA